UGUGACGUCUCCCCUCUGCUCAACCUGUCCUGCACCCACGUGGCCCUGACGGAGCUGGUGGACUUCAUCUCUGCCAUCGUCAUCCUCUGGGGUUCCCUCCUCGUGGCCAUCGCCUCCUAUGUGGCCAUCGGGAGGGCUGUGCUCCACAUGCCAUCAGCCGCUGCCCGCCGCAAAGCCCUCUCCACCUGUGCCUCCCACCUGGUGGUGGUGGGCAUCUUCUACGCAGCCACUCUCUUCAUCUACGCCCGUCCCAGCCGCAUAGAAGCCAUGGACCUCAACAAGGUGCUGUCUGUCAUCUACACGGUGGUCACACCCAUGUGCAAUCCCGUCAUCUACUGCCUGCGGAACAGGGAGGUCCAGGCAGCAUUCUGCAGAACCCUACACCAGUCCUGA
Panthera uncia (snow leopard) is the source of this 393-nucleotide messenger RNA. Its product is annotated as olfactory receptor 5-like. The record is from RefSeq and is a predicted model, not a curated record. Gene Ontology annotation, molecular function: olfactory receptor activity. Gene Ontology annotation, biological process: G protein-coupled receptor signaling pathway. Gene Ontology annotation, cellular component: membrane. The transcript has a single exon. The annotation marks the transcript as partial. Lineage: Eukaryota; Metazoa; Chordata; Mammalia; Carnivora; Felidae.